UUUGCUGCGAGGUCACUCUGGUCGCAACUGUUUCCGGGUCAUCAUUUCGUCGCCAUUUUAUUGCUGAGAGUGAGAAACUGAAGAGUCUCCCGACACAGUAAAAGCGAGUGAUGUGGGACCAGGGAGGACAGCCCUGGCCUCAGUGGCCCCUGGGUUCACAGCAGCAAUGGAUGCAGUCUUUUCAACAUCAUCAAGAUCCGGGUCAAGUAGACUGGGCUGCUUUAGCGCAAGCAUGGAUUGCACAGAAAGAAUCCAGCGUUCCCGAACCACCGAGUAUUCAGCCCAACGGCCAGGAUAUGCAGAACAUAGAGCCUCCAGCCCGUAAUAACCAUGGGUCCUUCCCGGGUGAAUCGAAUUUUGGUAGAGGUUGGCAACCAGAGUGGGGGAUGCAUAGCCAGCCCCCACCUCCCCCUCCAGAACAAGCGUGGAUUCCUCCUGGGCAAGUGGCGAUGGAUGUCAUCAACCCAUCGGAAGACAGUAACAGUCAAGAUAGUUUAGAGUUUCCUGGAGAGCCGCACCACAGGGGUUUUCCUUCAAUCAACCAUGGAUUUGGGGGCCAGCCUGAGCCGUACCCCAUAACCCCCAUGGCCGUCAAUCAAUUUGAUUAUCAGCAUGGUGCUGCACCAACAGGGACAGCAUAUGGACUGCCCUCCACCGGGUUUCACGCACCAUUCUGGCCCGACAGAACUCAGAACAGAACAGACCGUCUUCCUGCCUUCAGAACAGAACACCCCCGAUCCCCCAACCAGUUGGCAAUAAAACCAGAGUCGCCUACACUUGAUGCUGUUAAAAGGAGAACACUACCUGCGUGGAUUCGGGAAGGCCUUGAAAAGAUGGAUCGGGAGAAACAGAAGAAACUGGAGAAGGAGAGGAUGGAAAAAGAGCGUGCUGAAAUGGCAAAUAAUGAUAGCGAUAUGGUAGAGGAGGGAGGUGAUGGGCAUCGGUUGCCACGCAGAAGCAAAUUUGACAGCGAUGAUGAGGACGGCGAAGAAGAGGAUGCUGGAGAUGAUGGAGUCUUAGGAAGGAAACAGGAGUUUGGUGGUAGAGUUUCUCCCCCGGUUCAAGAAGAUCAAAGUGAACCUGAGAUGACAGAGGAGGAGAAAGAGUUUCAGCUGAUGUUCAUGACUAAAACGCUUCUCACCGAAGUUCUCCUUGAGGUCACAAAUGAGGAGAUUCAGCAGGUGGCCAAAGAGACCCAUCGCAAAGCCUCUAAAGCUCCUGCAAAACAGCUGGCACAGUCAAAUGCACUGGCUUCUCUCACCGGCCUCGGUGGGCUGGGUGAGUACGGCUCGGACGAGAGUGAGGAUGAGGAGCGCAGCGCCAAGGGUUCCGACUCCUCGGACACAGACGAUGAGGAGCUGCUGCACCGCAUUCACCAGAAACAGGACGCUUUCCGACGCAAGGAGAAAGAGCAGCAGGAGAGGUUGGCACUGGAGGCACAUUUGGCUAAAGAAGAGUCUGCAGCAAACAGAGAAAAUAUUUAUGAGGAGGAACAGUCAGAUUUCAAACACAAACAGGAAGUUAGGGAAAAAGAGGCGGAGCCUGUAGUAGAGCGGCGCAGGUCGCGCAGUGAACCAGAGGUCAGUGAGGUGAAGUGGGCAGCUUCAAGCAAAGAGCACAGCGGGCGUAACGGAGGAAGUGCCAGCCCCUCUCCCAGCGCGAGGCGCAGUCGCACCUCAAGUUCUAACUCUUCCAGCAGCAGAUCCUCUUCAUCUUCCUCAUCGCCAGCCUCCUCUCGCAGUUCCUCACAUUCUUCCUCUCCCCGGAGGAAGAGGCGACGCAGCCGCUCCACCUCCCGUGGAACUCGCAGGCGCAGCCGAAGUCGCAGCUCUCGCAGACACCAGUCGCGUGACAAGGGCAGAGAUAGGAGACGGAGCAGCCGUGCCCGCAGCUCAGAGCACUCCUCUCGUCACAGGAAGCGCAGCCGCUCGCGACAGCGCAGAUCCAGUAGGGGCCAUAGGAGCAGGUCCAAGACCAGUCGCAGCCGCAGCAGAGACAGGAGGCGCAGCAGAGAUCACAGGCACAGCCGAAGUCGAAGUACCAGCCGCAGCAGGCGGAAACAAAAAGCUUCCAGCAGGGACAGAGAGAGGAGGAAAGAGAGGAGCCGGAGCCACGAGAAGGAUAAGAGGAGGAAAGACAAAGAUUUAGAUAAAAAGAAAGACAAACAGAAGGGCAAGGAAAAAGAAACGGAUAGCAGCUCAGUAAGGGAGGAAGAGGAUGGUGGCAAAUCAAGGAAGAAAAAGGAAAUUGAGCACGCAGAUUCCCGCAGUGAGAAGUUUUCCCGGCAAGACAGUAAAAGUAGCAAGAAAGGCUCCGCCAAAUCUAGCAGAAAAUACUCCGAUUCAGAAUCAAGUAGGAGCAGGUCCCUGUCCCCUGAGGUUAGCAAAGAAAAGAAGUCUAAAAAAUCUAAACGUAGUCGAUCAAGGUCAACGGAAAGAUCUCACAAGUCUGGUAAGAAGGCAAGCCGCAAACACAAGUCUAAGUCGCGAUCAAGGUCCACAUCUCCCAGUCGCCGCAAGCACUGAGGGUUCUGCCUCUGAUCUGUGCACUUCUUUUAAAAUUCCAUGAGUUAACAAGCUUGUCUCAUUAUCGAGGCAACGUUGUAGGUGAACUCUCCACUCCAAACCCCUUCCCUCCAUUUUGUAAAUACAUGCUAUUUUUAAGUGUCGUCUUCAAAACGGGAGAUUUUGAAUGAUAGAUUUUUGCCUUGUAUUAUGCAAGACUGAGCAUUCAAGUAGUCAAUAGGAUCUUGAAACUGUAACGUUUUAAAAAACACAAAGGAAACACAACAGGAAAAAUUCUCGUUUAAUGUAAAUUGUCCAAUAAAACAAUGAUUCUUUCUGUCUGAAA
Molecule: messenger RNA, 2850 nt
Organism: Triplophysa dalaica
Lineage: Eukaryota; Metazoa; Chordata; Actinopteri; Cypriniformes; Nemacheilidae
Gene: pnisr
Product: PNN-interacting serine/arginine-rich protein
Exons: 12
Coding region: 111-2525 (804 amino acids)
Cellular component (GO): presynaptic active zone; nuclear speck
Molecular function (GO): RNA binding
Source: RefSeq, a predicted model, not a curated record